CCCGGCGGGGACAGAGCCGCGGGCAGGACGGGGACAGAGCCGCGGGGACAGAGCCGCGGGGACAGAGCCACCACCAGCCCGGGGGACACGGCCCGGGUGACAAAGAGGGGGGUCCCCAACCUGUGUCCCCCCCACAGAGGCGGGCAGCAAGGCCAUGGCGAUGCUCCUGGAGCCUGGGAUGCAGAGCCUGCGGAUGGGUGCCAACGGUGAGCGGUGCCCGACGCCGUCCCCACCCGGCUCCCCGGGGACGCCCCACGACAGCUGCAGCAUCGCCCCGCUGACGCCCUCCCAGUCACCGCGGAGCGAGGCGCGUUCCCAGCAGACGCCGUCCUUCUCCGUGGUGGUGGCCAUCGACUUCGGCACCACCUCCAGCGGUUACGCCUUCAGCUUCACCAGUGACCCCGAGGCCAUCCACAUGAUGAGGAAAUGGGAAGGGGGCGACCCAGGCGUGGCCAACCAGAAGACCCCCACCAGCCUCCUGCUGACCCCGGAGGGGACAUUCCACAGCUUUGGCUACACUGCCCGCGACUACUACCAUGACCUGGACCCUGAGGAGGCCCGCGAGUGGUUUUACUUCGAGAAGUUUAAAAUGAAGAUCCACAGCACCAGUGAUCUGACCAUGAAAACCGAGCUGGAAGCAGUCAAUGGGAAGAAGAUGCCGGCGCUGGAGGUGUUCGCCCACGCGCUGCGCUUCUUCAAGCAGCACGCCGUGCAGGAGCUGAAGGACCAGUGCCCGUCCCUGCCCGAGAGCGAUGCCAUCCGCUGGGUGCUCACCGUGCCGGCCAUCUGGAAGCAGCCGGCCAAGCAGUUCAUGCGGGAAGCAGCCUACAAGGCCGGGCUGGUGUCCCCGGAGACGCCGGAGCAGCUGCUGAUCGCGCUGGAGCCUGAGGCUGCCUCCAUUUACUGCCGGAAGCUGCGGCUGCACCAACUGAUCGAGCUGAGCUGCCGCCCCCCGACCAAUGGCGCUGAGACCCCACACCCCAUCGACUCCAGCUUCCGGCAGGCCCGGGAGCAGCUCCGGCGAUCCCGGCACAGCCGCACCUUCCUGGUGGAAUCGGGAGUGGGCGAGCUCUGGUCCGAGAUGCAGGCAGGUGACAGGUACAUCGUGGCCGAUUGUGGCGGGGGGACUGUGGAUCUGACCGUGCACCAGAUCGAGAAGCCGCAGGGGACGCUGAAGGAGCUCUACAAAGCCUCGGGAGGUCCCUACGGGGCCGUGGGCGUGGACCUGGCCUUCGAGAAGCUUCUGUGCCACAUCUUCGGGGACGAUUUCAUCGCCACCUUCAAGGCCAAGCGUCCGGCGGCCUGGGUGGACCUGACCAUCGCCUUCGAGGCGAGGAAGCGUGCGGCCGCCCCGAGCCGCUCCAGCCCCCUCAACAUCUCCCUGCCCUUCUCCUUCAUUGACUUCUACCGCAAACACCGCGGCCACAACGUGGAGACCGCGCUCCGCAAGAGCAAUGUGAACCUGGUGAAGUGGUCGUCCCAAGGGAUGCUGCGGAUGUCCCCCGAGGCCAUGAACGAGCUGUUCCAGCCGACCAUCACCCACAUCAUCCAGCACAUCGACGCCCUCCUGAAGAAACCCGAGGUCCACGGCAUCAAGUUCCUGUUCCUGGUGGGCGGCUUUGCCGAGUCGGCCAUGCUGCAGCGGGCGGUGCAGGCCGCCUUCGGCCACUGCUGCCGCGUCAUUGUCCCGCAGGACGUGGGGCUCACCAUCCUCAAGGGGGCCGUGCUCUUCGGCCUCGACCCCGGCGUGGUGCGGGUGCGCCGCUCCCCGCUCACCUACGGCGUGGGUGUCCUCAACAAGUUCGUGGAGGGCAAGCACCCGCGCGAGAAGCUGCUGGUCAAGGAGGGCAAGAACUGGUGCACCGACAUCUUCGAGAAGUUCGUCACCGUGGACGAGUCGGUGGCCUUGGGAGAGGUGGUCCAGCGGAGCUACUGCCCGGCCCGGCCCGGCCAGCGCCGGACCAUCAUCAACAUCUACUGCUGUGACAGGGAUGACGUGGUGUACAUCACCGACCCCGGCGUCAGGAAGUGCGGCACCAUCAGCCUGGAGCUGGGGGACGCGGGGGACGCGGGCGCGGCGCGGGGCCGGCGCGAGAUCCGCACCAGCAUGCAGUUCGGGGACACCGAGAUCAAGGUGACGGCGCUGGACACGCGCACGGCGCGCAGCGUCAGGGCCACCAUCGACUUCCUGUCCAACUGAGGGGCCCUGGGAUGUGCCACCAUUGACUUCCUGUCCAACUGGGACUACCCAGGAUGUGCCACCAUUGACUUCCUGUCCAACUGAGGGGUCUUGGGAUGUGCCACCAUUGACUUCCUGUCCUACUGGGACUACCCAGGAUGUGCCACCAUCGACUUCCUGUCCAACUGAGGGGCCCUGGGACAUGCCACUAUUGACUUUGCGUCCAACUGAGACUACCCAGGAUGUGCCACCAUCAACUUUCCAUCCAAUUGAGGGGCCCCUGGGACAUGCCACCAUUGACUUCCUAUUCAACUGAGGGGCCCCUGGGAUUUGCCACCAUCAAAUUCCUGUCCAUCUGGGACUACCCAGGAUGUGUCACCAUCAACUUCCUGUCCAAUUGAGAUGACCCUGGGAUGUGCCACCAUCAGCUUCCUGUGCAUCUGAGACUACCCAGGACAUGCCACCAUCGACUUCCGGUGCAACUGGGACUACCCAAGACGUGCCACCAUCAACUUCUCAUCCAAUUGAGGGGUCCCUGGGAUGUGCCACCAUCGACUCCCUGUCCAACUGGGACUAUCCAGGAUGUGCCACCAUCGAUUUCUCAUCGAAUUGAGGGGCUCCUGAGACAUGCCACCAUUGAUUUCCUGACCAUCAGAGGGGCCCCUGGGAUGUGCCACCAUCGACUUCCUGUCCAACUGAGACCUUCCUGGAGACUCCACCAUUUUAUUAAUCUCCAACUGAGACCUCCUGUCAUUAUGGGGACACCCCCAGGACCUGCCACCCUUGACUUCCUGUCCAACUGAGGGGCCCUGGCAUUGUGGGGACCCCCCUGGAAUAUGCCACCAUUGACUUCCCAUCCAUCUGAGACCCUCUUGGAGAUGCCACCAUGGACUUCAUCUCCACCUGAGGGACCCUGUGAUUGUGGGGACACCCCUGGAAGAUGCCACCAUCAACUUCCUGUCCAACUGAGAGUCCUUGUCAUUGUGGGGACAAUCCCAGGACCUGCCACCAUGGACUUCAUCUCCAACUGAGAGUCUCUGUCAUUGUGGGGACACUCCUGGGAGAUGCCACCACUGUCCCAAUUAGACCUCCUUGGAGAUGCCACCAACUGACAUUGGGACCACCACUGUGUGGACCUCUGGGAGAUGCCACCACUGACUUCGUCUUCAACUGAGGCCAUCCUGGGAUCUGCCACCACUGAAUCCUGUCCAACUGAGAGUCCUUGUUAUUGUGGGGACAGUCCCAGGAGCUCCCACCAUCAACCUCCUGGCCAACUGAGAGGCCUUAGGAAAUGCCACCAUCAAUUUCAUCUCCAGCCGAGACUUCACCAGCAUCAUGAGGACUUCUAGGACCUACCACCAUUAACUUCCUGUCCAACUGAGACCUUCCUGGAGAUGCCACCAUGGACUUCUUGUCCAACUGAGACCUUCCUGGAGAUGCCACCACCGAUUUGCACCCCAGCUGAGAUCUCCUGUCACUGUGGUGACCAUGCCAGGACCUGGCACCAUUGACUCCCUCCCAGACUGAGACCCCCCAUUAUCCUGGGGACCCCAAUCCCUGUCCCCCACCCUCUCCCAGCCCCCCUUUAACUGGAAUUGGUCUCACGACCCCUCCCCAUCCCCCAUCCAGGACUGUUUGGGAUCGUCCACCCGGGGGUGUCCCCUGUCCCUCUGGGCAGGGUCAUGGAGGGGAUUUGGGCUCCCAUCCCAUUCCCAGUGGGAUUUUCCUCCUUCCCGAGGUGGGAUUUUGUACUUUAACCCCUCCCCCAGGCAUGUAAAAUAUCUUUAUAUUUAUAUACAUAUAUAUAUAUAUAUAUAUAUUUGUAGGCACAUAAAACCUCCUGAAACUGC
Molecule: messenger RNA, 4029 nt
Organism: Melospiza melodia melodia
Lineage: Eukaryota; Metazoa; Chordata; Aves; Passeriformes; Passerellidae
Gene: HSPA12B
Product: heat shock protein family A (Hsp70) member 12B
Exons: 13
Coding region: 155-2200 (681 amino acids)
Source: RefSeq, a predicted model, not a curated record